AUGAAACGCAUGAAUCUAGACCAAAAAGCCGUCAAAUUGAAACCGGAAAUCAAUACCAACGAAAAUGUGAUAUACAACUUAUCGUCGAAGCAGUUAAACGAAACGGAACUCAGAGUGUUGAGCCACGAAGCCAAUUUUAACACUGCUGAUGCCACCCCAGCCGAUUUCAUUGCCGCACUUGAGGCCAUGUUAGUACGAACUAACGCAAACGAAGAGGCUAAAAACACGGUGCGGCAAAAGGUUACCUCUCUCCUGAUGACGAACAGGCACGCUAGCAAUAUGUCACCCGCAGAAAUAGAAGCAAUAAAGAGAUUAAAAAUGGACAAAGAUAUUAUAGUGCUACCGGCCGACAAAGGAAGAGCAACAGUUGUGAUGAACCGCGUUGAUUACAAUGAGGAGGCACGAGCUCUCCUGGACGACCAACAAUCCUACAGGUCCGCACCCGCCUCGCAGGCCAAAUCGAUGAUUGGCCAGCUGACUGGACUCUUAUGCCGACUCUGGCGCAACAAUUUAAUGUCGUUGGACGAAUGGCGCCAGACAAAACCAACCGGCACGGCGUUGGUCAGGUUCUACGGACUACCGAAAAUCCACAAACCCAACGUUCCUCUGCGGCCAAUCGUUGCCCUGAAAGGCAGCCCCACAUACAAUUUAGCCAAAUGGAUGACCAGAAAGCUCAAUUUUCUCCGAGAGGGCUCUGUGACGUCCGUCAAUUCGGCCUCCCAAUUCCUUGCCGACAUUCGGGGAAAAACUCUUCAACCCGACCAAAUCAUGGUAUUCUUCGAAGUUGUCUCACUUUUCACGUCCAUCCCACCAGACUUGGCGCGCGACGUGCUACGCAAACGCCUCGAAGAAAAGUACGACGAAACAACAGGGUCGCUAAAGAUCCAGCACCUAAUGCAGCUCUUUGCAUUCUGCCAACGAACCUUUUUCACCUUCGAUGGCAGAACAUAUGAACAAAUCAAAGGAACACCCAUGGGUUCCCCAAAGUCCAGCCUAGUUGCGGAAUUGGUCCUACAAGAGCUGGAAAAGGUUGCUUUCAGCCAUUACAAACCUGCGUUUUGUCGCCGAUACGUGGACGAUACAUUCGUCAUUAUUGAAAAGGACAAGCUAUCGGGUUUUCAAGACUAA
Molecule: messenger RNA, 1128 nt
Organism: Spirometra erinaceieuropaei
Lineage: Eukaryota; Metazoa; Platyhelminthes; Cestoda; Diphyllobothriidea; Diphyllobothriidae
Source: the annotation of a GenBank genome assembly